Molecule: messenger RNA, 3124 nt
Organism: Triplophysa dalaica
Lineage: Eukaryota; Metazoa; Chordata; Actinopteri; Cypriniformes; Nemacheilidae
Gene: csk
Product: C-terminal Src kinase
Exons: 13
Coding region: 583-1935 (450 amino acids)
Biological process (GO): adherens junction organization; regulation of Fc receptor mediated stimulatory signaling pathway; protein phosphorylation
Molecular function (GO): protein tyrosine kinase activity; ATP binding; protein binding
Source: RefSeq, a predicted model, not a curated record
UGCGUAAAACACACGGGCUGUCUGAAAAAAAUUGCGUUUCCUUUUCACGGCCUGUGUGUGUGUGUUUGUGUGUAUGUGUUAAAGACAGCUGUAGCCCUUGGGUGUGCUGCGCUUCCGUAACGCUUAAAAACUGCUCGCCGUGGGCGUUUAAACUGGUCAAGAACACGGCGAUACGCCGCAACCGUUGUGUUUUUUGCGUGGAAGUGUUCGUUUCCGUGCGCGCGCUGUGUUUUUAAAUUAAAGCGACACAUCCGUCGUCGCCUCAACGGUGUAGGGGUUUGUUUCCGUACGCGCGAGUCGUUCAUCUUUUGUCUGUAUUAAUGUUUGGAGGAAAGCUUUUGGAAGAUUAUAGACAGUAGGUGACCACAUCUCUAACGUGAGCUGUCUGCGUUCUGGGUUUGAGCCGCAUGCUUUAUUCAUACAUGGACUGAGUGGACAAUCCAAAAACACCAACUUUACGACAUUCGUUGGAUCUACAGUAAACAGGUGUUUAGCCGGUUUUGGCUGGAGCUGUACGCCACAGGGCUCAGCUCUGAUGUUACGGGUUGAAACGGGUCGACAGUGAGAGGCUUUCCCUCAGCUAUGUCUACCUGUGAGACCACCUGGCCUGCGGGCACAGAGUGUGUGGCCAGGUACAACUUUCCGGGAUCGACAGACAGGGACUUACCCAUGAGCAAAGGAGAUGUGCUUACUAUCAUUGGAGUCACAAAGGAUCCAAACUGGUACAAAGCAAAAAACUCAGCAGGACGGGAGGGGACCAUUCCAGCGAACUAUGUUCAGAAAAGAGAAGGUGUGAAGUCGGGGGGCAAACUGAGUCUAAUGCCGUGGUUUCAUGGAAAGAUCACACGUGAGCAGGCAGAAAGGCUCCUCUAUCCCCCGGAGACAGGCCUCUUCCUGGUGCGUGAGAGCACAAACUACCCCGGCGACUACACGCUGUGCGUCAGCUGCGACGGCAAGGUGGAGCAUUACCGCAUUAUCUACCACAACAGCAAACUGUCCAUUGAUGAGGAGGAGUUUUUCGACAACCUCAUGCAGCUCAUGGAGCACUACACUAAAGACGCAGAUGGACUGUGUACCAGACUCAUCAAACCUAAACUCAUGGAAGGGACCGUGGCCGCCCAAGAUGAAUUCUCAAGAAGUGGCUGGGCUCUGUCUAGGAAAGAACUGAAGCUUCUCCAGUCCAUUGGAAAGGGAGAGUUUGGAGAUGUGAUGGUUGGAGAGUACAGAGGCAAAAGAGUGGCAGUGAAGUGUAUCAAACAUGACGCCACGGCCCAGGCCUUCGUCGCAGAGGCUUCAGUCAUGACGCAGUUACGGCAUAAUAAUCUGGUACAGAUGCUGGGUGUGAUUGUGGAGGAGAAGGGAAGUCUGUACAUCGUCACGGAGUAUAUGGCCAAGGGCAGUCUAGUGGACUAUCUGCGCUCGAGGGGGCGCAGUGUUAUUGGUGGAGAUCGUCUCAUUAAUUUCUCCAUGGACGUGUGCAAGGCGAUGGAAUAUCUAGAGAAUAAUAACUUCGUACACAGGGAUCUGGCUGCUCGUAAUGUUUUAGUAUCUGAAGAAAACAUGGCUAAAGUAAGUGAUUUUGGCCUCACCAAGGAAGCGUCAUCUACUCAAGACACAGCCAAACUUCCAGUUAAAUGGACUUCACCUGAGGCCUUAAGAGAAAAGAAGUUUUCCACUAAAUCAGACGUCUGGAGCUAUGGCAUCUUACUGUGGGAGAUCUACUCCUUUGGUCGGGUACCAUAUCCAAGAAUUCCUCUGAAGGACGUGGUUCCACGUGUUGAACAGGGUUAUAAAAUGGACUCCCCGGACGGCUGCCCGCCAGUGGUGUAUGACAUCAUGAAGCAGUGCUGGACUCUGGACGCAGUGGUACGGCCCAGCUUCAGAGACCUGAGAGAGCAACUGGAAAAUCUCAUAGCCAAUGAGCUCUACCGAUAAAAGGCGAGCAAACUGCGAGAGGCAAGAUCUAACAUCCCAUCUGCUCCUACGGGACCAUCCUCAUACAAUCUGACCAAAAUCUACUCUUAACCAGUGGACUUGAAAAACAUGAGCGGAAAAUUCUUUUGCGUGCACAUUUAUUUUAUUUUUUCAUGGCUUUUUUCUAUUUUUCUUGAGGAGGCUGGCCUUCUCUGAACGUUUGAUUGAUAAGACACAGCCUCCUCUGAUAUCUUCUUCAUAUGCUUUCACAAUGUGGACUGCUGAUGGGUGUGCACCUGCUGUCAUUUCAUUUAGUCUCUCAGUCUUGAGUGUUAUACCGUCAAAAAGAAAUUCAGUAAAGAAUCAUUAUAAUGAAACAAAUGGAUAUCUACAUAUGAAUACAUCAUAAAUAGACAUCAGGUACCUAAUGACAAGUAUCAAAAUAUAAUAUUUUGCUUUUAAAUAGACUGUAUGAUCAUCUCAAGAUCAAGCUGGACAUUGUCAUUAGUAAAGUUCAAAAAACAUGUACGUCUUGAGGGGUAGCUGAAAGGAAAUAACAUAAGGUAUGAAGUCUGUCAUUGUGCCUUUACACCACAGAAGUCUGUCUUAAGUGUUUUGUUUUAAUUUUUUAGCAAUGCUUUUUAGCAAUGCCUUGUUAAAAAGCUCUUGGAUUUAAACUUGCAUAUCUUCCCAAACAAAUGACAAGAGAAUAUCUUUUCCCGUGACUAGAUGUGACCUUUAUGGUGACGACAUUUUGCCACUUUCCCCGUUCCUUAAUGUAAUCUAAUUGGUUCAAAAUUCCACUGCAUAAUUUUUACACAUAAUGGUAUUAGACAUAUGUUCAGACUGGUUGUGAAUCUUUAGUGCUGCACAGCAUCUUUACUGUAAGACAAAUUACUUGUCUUAAUGUGCCUGGUUAAGUCGCAGUGUGAAAGUUCCAGCCACAGGUUGCCUUUUAACAGAGCUUUGAUGGGAUUGUCUAUAUAAAAAUCUUAAAAAAAAAAAAAAGACGAAAUACAGAACUGAAAUAUAUGUUAAGAUGUUUGUUUCCAAGGUCUGUGCAUGCUGUGUUACAAGCCUUGAUUUUACACCGUGCUUUUGAUAUUUUCUUUGCUGCCAUAUUUCAGAUCAUUCCACUAAAGAAGUUUGAUAAAAACAAAAGGUAAACGACAACAAAAAAUGAAUAAAUAAAAUGGCUGGAAAAACAUGG